AUGACCAGGAAAUGCAUCGUGGAGAACUGUGACCGGUAUCGAGACCCAGGGUCAGGAGUGUCUUUCCACAGCCUGCCUAAACAUAACCCACAGCAGUACUUGCAGUGGGUGCAGUGGUUAGAAGCUGUGAAUGGAAAGGCAUAUAACUACCGCAAGAGUGAUGGUGUUUGCUCACUGCAUUUCGAACAGUCAUCUUUCUUUGUCGGACAUCACCGAGCUAAAUUGAGGCCUGAUUCAUGCCCUUGCAUACCCCCAGCGCAAUCCCAGCAACGCAAAAGUGCCAGCGUUAGGCAGGGAUUUGUACCAGACACGCAAGCACCGGAACCACCACCAUUACCAAAAGAGGUUGCAGAACUUGGGAAGGAUCCACAAUCAUCUCAGGCAUUUUUUAGACAGCACCGGGAAGGAGAGCAAAGCGAGGAACAAGCUGACACCGAAGGCACAAGCUUGGUGGAAACAGGAGACCUUGAGACUUCGCUUCAGCAGGUUUCUGAGACAGGAUUCGAAUUCCUGCAAACAUCCUCCCCGACCUUUGAAGUCUUGACCAUUCCAGUAGAAGAGCUGUCUGAGAAACCUCAAGAAUGCUAUGAUGAAAGUGGGUCGCAUAGCCCUGGACCAAGCAGUGAAGUCAUGAGAGAGCAAGAAUUACCAGAAGAGUACUACGAGGCUACAGUGGUCUCUGCAUCGUCUACGAGUCCUUCUCACCUGGCCGAACAAAGUUCUCCGGCAAAGAGGCAGUGCCAUGAAGUUUCACAAACCCAUCCCAAAAAUGUAAACGCCACCUUACAAGACCAUUCCUACAUAUCACGAACUACACCUCGCACCAAGCUAAAGGUCAUCCACCGCCACCUGGGAAGGGCAAGAAAGAGACUAUAUGCAGUAAAGCAAGCAAUCAGGCGACGCGAAAAAAAAAUCCGAAACCUGAAGAACAUGAUCAGUGACCUGAGGAGCAAAAACCUCAUCUCAGACGAGGCAGAACAGCAGCUAGAAUCUUUAGGUGAACUACCUGAUGAACUGCUCAAGGUAUGGAAAAAAAAACAAAAACGAAGGCCAACAGGCCGAAGGUACAGCGAGAGCUUCCGAAAAUUUGCCACGACAAUGCACUACUAUUCUCUGAGAGCGUACAGGUAUCUUGCGGAGCAAUUCCCAAUGCCUACUGAAGAGACUAUACGAAGUUGGCUAAACGUUGUUGAGGCCUGACCCGGAUUCACAGCAGAAUCUUUAACCCACCUGCAGCAAAAAUUCAAAGAUGCCCCAGAUGAAGACAAGCUAUGCAGCCUGAUCAUGGACGGAAUGAGCAUCAGGAAAAGGUGUGACUUGGACCUAAAGAGUGGAAAGCUGAUUGGCUAUGUAAAUUUUGGACACUCCCUAUCACAAGAAGAUUAUGACGAUGCACAACUGGGGGGGACAGAUUCUCUUGUUCUGAUGGCAGUUGGCGUCACAGUACCGUGGAAGCUGCCCAUUGCCUACUUCCUGAACAAUGGGUGCUCAGGCGACCUACUCAAAUCAAUUAUUAUCGAUGGAAUCCAUAGCAUUGAAGAGUGUGACCUACGUGUCACCUCCAUCGUUUGUGAUGGUCUUGCGUGGGGAAACGUCAGCAUGGGGAAACUUCUUGGCUGUCAGAUACAUGUCCAUCGGUCAGAAGAAUUUCGCACCUGGUUCCCACAUCCUCUGAGACAAGGAAAUCCGAUGGAGCUACAUCACAGAGCUACAUAAGCUACAGGGCACUGAAGGCUUCAGAGCAGCAAAUAAACUGACCCGAGCACACAUCGAUUAUCAAAAGCACAUAAUGAAAGUGCGGCUGGCUGCGCAGACGUUCAGUGCUUCGGUGAGCACUGCCUUGAAGUUCUCAAGAAUGCUCGGACUGCCGGCCUUUCGAGGGAGCGAAGCAACAGAAAAGUUCCUUGAAGACAUAAACGAGGCCUUUGACCUUCUUAACUCCUACUGGCAAAAUGGCUCCGGGUCGAAAGCUCCUCUUCAGCCAUCAACGUUCCAGCAACAAAAGGCUAGCAUGCUUGCCACAUCCUCGAAGUUAAUGACACUGCAACCCCCCUCUGGAAGACUCGCAACUCAGGACGGCCGAAGAAUGUCUGUCAUCAGUCUUGCUUUCACUCUCAGAAGUGUAGCGGAACUGUUUGAGUAACUCUUCAAUCAUAACCUGUGCAACCGCAUUUGCACAUACCACUUUAGUCAAGAUCACUUGGAGAUGUUCUUCGGCUGCAUCCGCCAGAGGGGAGGAUGGGACAAUAACCCAUCGGCGCUGCAGUUCCGUUAUGCCUACAGAUCACUCCUAGUGCAUUCUGAUGUGACGAGUUCAGCAUCAGGGAAUGUUUCUCCAGACCUGGUGGGAAUACAGAUGUUACAUCACCAGGGCACAGAACGACGAGAUCGGCACCACGAAGCAGACUCAACCGAAGUGUUUUAUGGCGGACAAGCCUCGAGCAAUGUGACUGCUGCACUUCUUGGGCAUGACUACGGGAACAUAUCUGGACUCACGGAUUUCAGUGACACAGUGCUCAAGUAUGUUGGUGGCAACCUUGUGACUAAAGCACGCAAAACAAUCACCUGCCAUGGGUGCCUGGACACCCUUGUAGAUUCUAGUGAGAGAAGUCUCCUCCUUUCCCUGAGGGAUAAGGGAGACACCACUUACCCUUCGCUUUUUCUUGUCAAUGCCUUACACUGCGCAGAGCACAUCUUCAAACUUCAAACGCGGGCUGCAGUGUCAGCACUUCAGUCAUUAGCACUCAAGUCCUUUCAGCUAUUCAUGGACUUGCACCACCAUGUGACUCAGCUGCCGCACUUCAUUGAGAGUCCUGAGCACCUCAUUGCUGCAACAAAGGUCAUCAUGAGAAAGUAUCUUACACUCAGACUCAGGGAGGCAUCUCGAUGCACCAGCGAACAAGCCCAGGGAUCGUAUAUGAGACGCAUUUUAGCCAAGCAGAUUUUGUUUAGAAAUCAGUGAUGAGAGUCAGUGAUGUGUGCUUUUUGAAGUGGACCAGAUCCAAAACAUGAAAAUAUGCUAAAUUUGUUUGCGUUGGACAGUAAACCUGGGUACCUUGUACUGAAUAGCGGCAACGUCCCAAAACAUGCAAAGUUACACCAGCAGGUGCCCAUAGACAGCUUGUUUUUAAGAAAAAUUCGUCUAUAAGUCAUGGUUCUCCUCAUGACUGUGGACGACAACUGGUCGCGCCAAAUCCCAAAUUCAGAGCUCUAGUGGCUCAAAAUCUUAUGGCACAUUUCUAGACUUCUUUAUGCUUACAGUAGUACUUGUUUCUGCAGCUUUAAAACAUAUCGGCAGAUCACCUGCGAUCAAUAAUGAUUCGCACGAACAUCAGUUUUUCGCGUUUUCCUUAGUACCAGUCUAGGUAGAUCUGGCUCACUUAAAAAAAAGGGGGGCCUCUUCAUAUACGAACACAGAAACAUUAAACAUGCAAGAUUAUGAAACAGCAGCUGUAUUAUUUAUUCCCUUUUACCAUUGUCAUUUAGUUACUAACUAUUCUUACCUAGUCAGUUGAUUUCCAAUACUGCUGUUAUCCCUGCUGAAUGAAGUGCUGUUGAUAGUGUAAUCUAUUAAUUUCACUUCUUUUGUAAUCAUGUAAGAUUUUUUUUUGGCAAUGUUGGAACGCCGCAACGCUUCCCUGCUGUUCAUUUUGUGACCCAAGCACUACUAAGACGACAUACUGUGGUAUGAAAAUUUUUGCAUGCAAAGGUUGACAACGGACCUAUCUGUCAGGAAUACAUGACUGCUCUGAUAUUCUGCUAGCAAAAAUGAAUAAACCUAUUGUGAAGCUUUCCAUCACAAACAUGCUGUUUGCCGGUUUCAGCAGAGAAAUGCAUCUUCUUCUAUGGGCAGAUUGGAUGAUAUAAUUUGAAUCUUACCUGAGUGCUCCCAUUUGAAUGAAUAGAUCUGCUUAAUAUGCUUGUUCGCACAAACAACGAGGAAGAAAGCAAGCACACCGUUCUCUUGUAACACAGUUUCAAAAGAAACGUUAAGAAAGCUUACCUAAUAAAUGUGUGCAAUCUGGUG
Ornithodoros turicata is the source of this 4027-nucleotide messenger RNA. RefSeq lists its product as uncharacterized. NCBI's taxonomy places the organism in Eukaryota, Metazoa, Arthropoda, Arachnida, Ixodida, Argasidae. The coding region runs from base 1 to 1200 and encodes 399 amino acids. The transcript is spliced from 11 exons. The record is from RefSeq and is a predicted model, not a curated record.